UGGAGCAGUGACAGCAAGGCACUACCCACUGGACUUUGGGUUUCCACAACGGCAAUCACCUCCCCAUAAGAUAUAAAUACAGAUGUGAAACAGCCACCUUCACACUUGUUCUUCAGACAGGACAGCGUCAAUCAAAACACACGGACACAGACCCAAAUUAAAGACCAUGAAGGUUUUUGUGGUGUUCGCACUUGCUGUAUUUACAGGUUGCCAGGCCAACCUCUUCUAUGCUGAUGAGCCCAAGCCACAGCUGGAGCAGCUGACAGAUGCAUUCUGGAGCUAUGUUGCGAAGGCAACACAAACAGCAGAGGAAACCGUCAAGAUGAUCAGGUCUUCCCAACUGGGACAGGAAGUCAAUACCAAACUGACCCAGGGUGCUGAUAUGGCCAGCGAAUACGCCGUCACCAUCAAGAAGCAGAUGGAUCCUCUGACUGAAGAGCUAAUGACCAAAAUCACCAAGGAAACUGAAGUGUUGAGGGAGCGUCUGGGCCAGGACCUGAUCGGCGUGAGAGACAAACUGGAGCCCUACGCUGACAACUUGAAAAGCCAGAUCCAGCAGAGAGUGGAGGAGCUCAGGACGGCCAUGGCUCCAUAUGCUGACAACCUGGACUCUGAGACCCUGAAGGCCACUCUGCUCCAGAAGAGCGAGGAGCUGAAAGGAAACCUGGAGCAGAGCGUGAAGGAGCUGCAGGCUCAGCUGGAGCCCUACACUGCUGAGAUCAAGGAGAAAGUGGAUCAACAUCUGCAGGAGUUCCAGAAGACCGUGACGCCUCUGACUGAGGACCUCCAGAUUCAGAUUAGAGAGAGAGCCCAGAUGGUCCAGCAGAGUCUCACACCCUACGCUGAAGACCUGAAGGAGAAACUGGAUCCCUACGCUCAGGACCUGCAGGCCCAGCUCACCUCCCUGUACGAGUCCUUCGUCAAGAGAAAUUAGAUGCUACCAACAGACUUUUGCCAACUGCUGCUAAUGUAAUUAGAUACUAGAUUCUGUUAAAUGUGAAAAUAUGUUCUUCACUGUCUGUGGUUAACACUAACAACUGCUGCAGACCUUACAGUGACCUGAUGGAAAGUAUUUAUUCAUGCCAAUGUAACAAAACACAAAGGUCCAAUCAUGUGCAUCUACAUUGAUUUUUAUGUGAUGUUUGAAACAUUUUAAUUUAAAUUAAAUAAAUAUUUUGUCAAAGGAAA
This is a messenger RNA of Puntigrus tetrazona (Sumatra barb), 1188 nucleotides long. RefSeq names its product apolipoprotein A-I-like. Lineage: Eukaryota; Metazoa; Chordata; Actinopteri; Cypriniformes; Cyprinidae. Gene Ontology annotation, biological process: high-density lipoprotein particle assembly; cholesterol biosynthetic process; triglyceride homeostasis. The coding region runs from base 167 to 934 and encodes 255 amino acids. The transcript is spliced from 4 exons. Gene Ontology annotation, cellular component: high-density lipoprotein particle; blood microparticle; extracellular region. Gene Ontology annotation, molecular function: phospholipid binding; phosphatidylcholine-sterol O-acyltransferase activator activity; cholesterol binding. The record is from RefSeq and is a predicted model, not a curated record.